Messenger RNA from Metopolophium dirhodum (rose-grain aphid), 997 nucleotides. RefSeq lists its product as uncharacterized. The record is from RefSeq and is a predicted model, not a curated record. The annotation marks the transcript as partial. The transcript has 5 exons. NCBI's taxonomy places the organism in Eukaryota, Metazoa, Arthropoda, Insecta, Hemiptera, Aphididae.
ACGUACGAUACAAAAAAAAAUUACAACUAAAAGUCCAGGGAAAUUUGCCAAAAAAUAUAUGAGUAAUAUACAACGAAUAAGAGAUAAUACUUUUAACAGAAGGAAAAGAUUAUUCUCGUCAGGUAUAAAGCGACCAAAAACGAAAUUUUCGUCGAGUGCUGCUGACAAUAAUUAUGGGUUAGCCGAGCCAUUGCUUGAUGUAAUAGAUGAUGAAGAACUAAUAAAAAAAAAAGAUAUAUUUCUCGAAAAAUUAUAUAAAGUAGACAAAGACCAACUAGAAUAUUUGACGAGAGAACAAAACCACAGUCAAAAAUGGUUUAGUGAGCGAAAGAAGAGACUUACAGCUUCAAAAUUUGGCGAUGUAUGCAGAAUGAGAAUAAACACAAGCUGCAAGGUCAAAGUUCAUAACAUGUUAUACAAGUCAUCGAUAACAAGUAAAGAAAUGACACACGGCGUUGAAAAUGAAUCUUUGGCGAGAACACGGUUUCAGGACUUGACAGGAAUGACCGUAAAAUUAUGUGGACUUUUUACGGACAAUGAAUAUCCAUAUCUAGCUGCAAGUCCAGACGGAUUAAUUGAUGACAACGCGAUUGUUGAAAUUAAAUGUCCGUAUACGGCGAGAGACACAAAUAAUGCAAAAGAAGCAAUUGAAAGUAAACUUUUGCAAUACUGUAUUAUAAAUAAAGACGGAACCAUUAAAUUAAAAAAAGAGCAUCCGUACUUUUAUCAAAUAAUUGGUCAGUUACGGAUAACCGGGAGGAAUAUUUGUUUUUUUGUAGUUCAUACAAACAACUGGACACAUAUAGAAAAAAUUAUUUAUGAUUGUCAAUUUUGGGAAACUAAAAUGGUUAAUAAACUUAAAAAGUUUUAUUUGGAAUGUAUUUUGCCAGAAAUAGUUGACCCAUUGUACGGAAGGCGGUUACAAAUAGCAGACAUACGAGAACCAUUCCAUAUAUUAAAAGCACAGGAAGAAAAAAAUAAAACAAAACGUUAUUUG